CCAGCAGCAAAGGUGGGUAUACUCAUGAAGGAUUAUGUCUUUCAUGUAGUCUUGUUGGUAUGCUGCGCACUCGCGCACUUUGUUCUUGGGAAUGAGGAAUGCGAUUUAUACUUUAGAAACCUCACCAAUGCGAUUUCUUCAACAUACCUCUGUUUCGGAGAAUUCGGCCAGCCCAUGUCGAUAUGCAGUCGGUGUUUUUGCAACAUUACAACGUUGGAAUUGCUUUUAAACGACUCGGUGCCGAAAAAUGAUUUUGGAGUACCUUGCAGGUUUUUUAUUGAACAGGAGAUUUUGGUUGAGCCAUGGAUCCGUAUUAUCUCACCUAUACGGAAAAUUUGGCAAAAUGCUCACUGUAAUCAGUGCUUAAUUGAGCCGAAUUCCACAUAUAACCGUACCUCAUUCCCAAAUGAUGGCGCUGGUAGCAGUCUACCAAAUUAUAAUCUCUCCGCAUACAACGGCGCCACAAGGCGUUUUUUCGAUCAAAUUACGGCGCUCUCUGAAUGCAUUGCCAACCACACAUUUAACAGCAACGCCUCAUUCUUGGAUCAAAUCAACUUUCCAACGGAACCAUCGAUUCACAUUAAUAAAAGCGUGUGCCUGAGAUGUCGCCAAGACUACGAUAAACUCUACAGCGUCUACCAGUCUUGGGUGCGGCAAAUAUUAAAUUACGAAAGCAACAGAUGUCACCAUCCACUAGAAACCGCUCCAUUCAGAUACGACAAAUUAUGUGCCGAUGUCGUCGACGCCCUGAACCGCACUCAAUUCGUGUGGCUCGGUGUCCUCGAUUGUUCUAACCCACCGGAUACGAAGUCAACGAUUGUUUUGCUGCCGCUAAUCAUUUAUGCUCUUGCCGCAGCAGCGUUCCACGCUGCCAUGCUUUGCGUCUUUCAUCGACCCAGUCGUGUGAUCGUUUAUAUGCAGUCCAGGGUCGAGACAGUCACUGACACCAUGGAGGGAGCGCCAGUUAUUGAGGAACCCAAUGCCAGAGGGAACCACCACUUCAAUCUCUUUCAUAAGACCAGUUUUGCUCCGAUGACGAGGCGCAUUCCCUGUGACACUCUAAAUACAGUUCCCCCCAACACCAGUGACUUGUAA
Hydatigera taeniaeformis is the source of this 1095-nucleotide messenger RNA. The record is from the annotation of a GenBank genome assembly. Lineage: Eukaryota; Metazoa; Platyhelminthes; Cestoda; Cyclophyllidea; Taeniidae.